Molecule: messenger RNA, 585 nt
Organism: Peronospora farinosa
Lineage: Eukaryota; Oomycota; Peronosporomycetes; Peronosporales; Peronosporaceae
Source: the annotation of a GenBank genome assembly
AUGAACUUCCAGACGUUAGCGACACGAGUCUCGACGCCGUUCGUCCGGUCUCUGCAUGCUUCAGCAUCAUCAUCGUAUCUUGUUCGCUCACUAGACGACGUACGUCUAAGUAACCGUAUUAUUACUAGCGAAAAUGGAGCGCUCGAGACACGACGCUAUCUUGUCCGGAAUGACGAGUGCGGGUUUUCCAUGCAGCAGGAGGUGCUAAAGAAGGGUCCACCUGUGCAUUUAGCAUUCCAAAAUCACGUGUACGCGCUUCUAAUUACGCGUGGCAAGGGCCGCGUACGGCUCCUGGACGGCCCGGGCUCGUUCCAAGACGUGGCAGAAGGCUCGCUCCUAGCCCUCAAUGCUGCUGAAGCAGUGGAGAUUGAGGCCGUUUCUGACGAACUGCAUGCCGUGAGCGUCAUGAAUCCGCCACUUUUUGGCGGUGAGAAAAAGAACGAGACGACGGGCGUGUUUCCAGCUGUGGAUUUAGAUGGAGAAGAGCUCGAGAGCUUUGAUUCAGCGAUUGGAAGCCGUCUAUUUUCAGCCCCUGAGUCGUUGAAAGGCGGGAGUGCCCCUAUGAAGGAUGAUCCGUUGUUUUAG